UGGAUAUUUUUUAAAAAAAAAAAAUAUCGAUACUUUGGAAUCAUUUUUGAAAAUUCAUCGGUAUUGAAAAUCGAAGAGAAAAAAGAAAGAAAGCAACCACUUAUAUCCAUCCACGUUUCUUCGAUCGAAAAUUAUAAAAUGCAGUUUCUGGAAUUUAUCUUUGAAAAUUUGAUGAAAGGGAAAAAGAGAAAGGAAUAUUUAAAAAGGAUACAUCUAAUAUUUUAUUGUCGGCUAAAACUCGCAAAUGGAAAUUCUUUCGGAUAUUUUGUGAGAAUAUUAUACGAAGAAAUUGUAAGAUUCUUCUUCUGAGAUUACAAAGAUCUAUGUAACGUUCAAAUGAGACAUAUCUUGACAAUAUCUUGGAGAUGUGACAAAAAGUGUCCCAAGAAAUUGAAAGGGCAGACGUAUGAAAAAGAGCGGAGAGACGAUUUCCGAUACUUCUUUGGAACUUUCGAACAUGUUAGCUUCGUAUAACUCGUAUUCCUUUCAUAUUUUGAUCUUGAAAAUACAGUAAAAGAGUCCCAGAAAUUGAAGAGGCAUACACACAAAAAUAUAUACACAUAUAUAUUUUCAAAUAAUUCAGAAAAAUAUUAUAGAAUUCGAAAAAUAAAAAAAAUCUCCUUUCCUCUCCGAUCGCAGAAAGACAGACACCAGCGUUCAACCCUCGUCGAAGAAGCACAAGCGCCCUCGGUGUCCGACCAAGGCAAACAAUCUCGUCGAGAAACUUUUCCCUCCAACGCGCAUACAUCGUCGAACAGGAGCCAGAAAGAGUUCCCUCCUUCUUCGAAAGUCGCUUCCACGACAAUUUCUUUUCCUUUUUUUUUUAUACAUCGAAAAUUCAUUCUUCCCUUGGUAACAGCAUCAAAUUCUGCUUAGAAACAGGUGGUUCUAACGCGGUUGGUUGGCGAGGCAAAAUGAAGAGGGAGGGAGAAAAAAGGGGGAUGGAAACGCGAUGUUCGUUUUUCGAGUCGCUCGAAGGGGGCAGCUUUCCAUUUAUCGGCGGAGUUUAACGGCGAGAGGGAACGCUCUUCGAAGUUGAAGGCAAGAGCAUGACGAGCCGGAAAACACGGUGGAUAAUCCGUCUGGAAUUUCCUCGGAUGAAUGACGAACUUAUGACGAGCAGGUUGGAGAAAGUUUUUAGCCAUCCCCUCGUCGUCUCUUCACCAAGGAGCCAAUACGUCUCGCCUCGAUGGAGGAUAUUGUGCUCGACUGUUGGAGGAAGUUGGCUGUUUCUCCCGAACGAACGAGUAUAGGAUUAAUUAAUAGCGAUCGAAGAAAUGAAAAGUUGGAGAAUCACAGAUCAGUCGCAAUGGAGAUCAGAAAGGUGUACGUGAAGACUCGUGCCGAAUUUGGCAAGCAAUGCAUCUUCAGCAUUCGGGAGCCGACGAUGGACGCCGAGAUAUCGCCGAAGCCGUCCGAGAUGAACGCCUUCAUCUUGAAGAGCGAGUGCAACAUCGGCGUGCAACAUUCCGCCCAAUUCGCGUUGCAUCAGAUUCAAACGGACGUGAAGUUGACGAAGAACACGGGGAUGUUUCACUUCGAGGGCGGAUGGCCGAAGGAUAUCAACCCGAGGGACGAGGAGACCACGUCGAGAUUUCGAAGAAGGGUUGAGAAGGACGACAAUUGGGCACCGAAACUGCUUCCCAUGUUCGAGGUCAUGGAGCACGCUAUUCUUCAGAACGGUACAGUGAACAUUCAUCAGCAUUAUUUCGACGAUAUGAUACCAACACCUUUGGCGCAGACCUACAGCUUCAGAACCGUGAACGUGUACAGAGAUCCAGAUAUACCGAGGAGGCCUGUGACGAAUAUUUCUUGGUCCGCUGAUACGUCGAACAGAUUGGCGGUAUCGUAUUGUUUCUUGACCUACGGGAGGGACAUAGAUUACAGUAAAACGGUGUACAUCUGGCACGUCGAGAAUCCCACCGAGCCUUACAUGGGCCUGGAGCCUUUGUCCCCGUGCGUCUGUUGCGAGUACAGUCCAAGGGAUCUCUCCAUACUUGCCAGCAGUCAUAUAUCAGGCCAAGUCAACAGCUGGGACACCAGAACCGGGAACAAGCCUGUUCAAAGCUCUCAUCCGCGAUACAGUCACAGGGACGUAGCGAACAAAGUGAAAUGGAUACCGUCCAAGACCAACACGGAAUUCUUCUCCACGUCGUACGACGGUUGCGCGAUGUGGUGGGACACGCGCUCCCUGAAGCAACCCACCGAAGUUCUGAUACUCGAUCUCGAGGAUCCGAACCAUCCUCAAAUAAACAGGGCGAUCGGCAUCUCGAGCGUGAAUUACUUGGCUAUGGUAGGGACCAAGUUUAUGUUCGGUUUGGACAACGGUAUUAUCAUAUCCGGGUCGAGGAAAGCGAGGACUAGCGCUGAGAAGCUCGCGGUCAGAUUCGACGCUCACACCGAGCAGGUGAAAGCCGUCGAUCGAAGCACCUUCACGCCGUCCCUAUUCCUGUCCGUGGGCGAUUGGAGGGUACGGAUAUGGAUGGAAGACACGAGGGAAGAGGGCCUGAUUUCCACUCGUUUCCAGGUUCAUCCAACGGACGGGUGUUGGAGCAAGACCAGGUCCUCCUGUUUCUACGUGACGACCGACGACGGGAAGAUGAUAGUGUACGACAUUCUGCAAUCCAUUCGACAUCCGAUUUUUGAACUGCAGUUAAGCCACAAUAAGCUCAAUUGCAUCGUGCCUUCCGAAGAAGAGCCAGUUGUCGCUAUUGGAAGUUAUACAGGAAACGUAUACCUCGUCGAGCCCGGCGAAUUCUUUACCACGUUCAGCAGAAGGGACAGGAGUUUCUUCUCGGAAUAUUUGGAGAGGUGUUCGAAAUUGACAAAGGGGGUGGAUAUACGAUUAAAAGAAAUCAAAUUGAUGCUGGCGGUUAAAGAGGAGUACGAGGAGGAGGAGAAAAAGAAGAAGGAAAAAGUUAAGAGGAAGGAGACGAGAAUAACUCAGGAGAAGAACGCGAAAAUGAUCAAAGAGAGGGAGAAGGUUACCAAGGACAGGAAAAAGAUACGGGACUCCGAUGCCCCGGAAAUUGUAGACGCUGAGAAAAAAUAUUUUGAGAUUGUGGAGAAAGAAAUGGAGCAGUACAUGGACGAUGAUCCUGACAUCAUCCCGUUCGUUGUGUCGACGCAAGUGAAGAAAGCUGACAAGAGGCGGAAACCGUCUGAACCUGUGAUCGACGUCGCUGAAAAAUCGGAAAUAUCGAAACGAGAGAUAUCCAAGUCUCGAAAGGAGAAGCUGAUGAAGAAGACAAUGAAGAAGAAGCCGGUGUCCGUGAUGAAAGUACCUUCCAAAGUGACCGAUGUGAUGAUCAAGAAGGAGUUGGAGAAGAUAAUACCCGAGAAGCACGAGAAGAAGAUGGAGAAGGUGAAAGCGAAGACAGUGAAACUGAAAUUGCCGGAUCCAUGCAAGGACGUGAUUUGCAAGCCGAAAGUGUGCUGUUUGAAACGGGGGAUGAGGGUGAGGAGGAAAAAGAGGAAGGAGGAAACCGAGGCUGCUAAAUGGAAGCGCGAGAGGGAAAAGUUGAUUAUUAUGAAGAUACAGGCACCGCCCAUGGAGUUGAAAGAAGAUGUGAUGAGAGCCAAGGCGGAGAUCAAAUUGGCUCAAAUGAAGAGAAAGCAUCCUAAGAUAACCUACCGGAAGAAGAGGAAAGUCCCAAAGUUGAAGGUGAUCAGGAAGGAAGAGGUGGAGGAAGUAGUGGAGGAGGAGGAGGUGGACGAGGAGUUGCCGGAAAAAUUAUUGAAGAAAAUAAAGAAAAAGGUGAAGCUAGCCGCUCGGCACCCUUGCUUCCCCGUCAUGGGUAAAACCGCCGAGGAAUUGUACGAGGAUAUUAUCGGUAUUCGUUUCCCCGACGUUCCCGAGAAAGCGGCGAGUGAGGAUUCUAUAGUCGAGUAUUUACGCGCGAAGAAGAGAAUUUAUCCACGAAUCUCGGAAUUCUUCGGCAAUACCGAAUAAAUUGAACGUUCGUUCGAACCCGUUCGUGGAAAAAUAUCAAGCAACACGGGAGGGGCAGAGAAGAAGAAGAAGAAGAAGAAGAAGAAGAAGAAGAAGAAAGAAGAGGAAGAAAGAUAAUCGUGGAAUUUUUUCCAAAACGAUCAUCCACGAUGGAAGGUUAGAUUAGACAUUAGACGUGAGUCAGUAAUUUUAAGUUUUAGAUUUAAUCUUUAAUAAUAGACGAUUGUGAAAAACGAUGUAGAUUUCCAUUUAACGAUUUCACCUAGCUACAUUAGAUGGUUUGCAGCUCGUUAAUAAACCGUGUAAUUUAAAGCCACGGUUUCUUUUGUAACCGUGUAAUUUAUUUUGCCCUGUGUGGAACCCGCGCCAACCCCGGGUCCCACUUUGCCAGAUAUUUAUCGCGUUACGUUUUGUUCCUCAAGAAUUUGAAUUAAAUUCCUCGCGAUUUCACUCCCCCCCCCUCUCCCAUCAUCCCCUCCCUCCCUUCCCCUCGGUGUAAACGCAUUAAAAAUUGCGGGAGAACGUGUAGGAGGGGAUAAUUUUGUACUUUUGUUUACUUUCGAACGUUGCACCAUCAUCGAUAGUUAUCGAUAGAGACAAUUACGUUAUCGAUAGAGACGAUCGAUAAUUAAGGGACGAACGACAUGUUAGAUUUACAUGUAUAUAAUUGUUAGAAUUAUAUUAUAACUGUAUCCGUCGGCUUGCACAAAAUAAAAUUAAAAGAAAAAAAAAAAGAAAUUGGACACGAUUGUUUGUAUCUUACGUUAAUAAGUUAGAUUUCUUUUUAAAAAUUGAUAAAUAUAUUUCUCGGUUUUUUUCUCUUUUUUUUUGAUAAAGAAUAAUUUUUAGAUAAUCUGUACUGGGUACAAUUGUAUUUUCAUUAACUCUUAAGUCACUUCAAUCGAAUCUAAUUGAGAUUGUAAUCGAUGAUAAAAGUUGGUCGUAAACUAAAUUUCAAUCGGAUAAAAUGUACGAUUCGAAGAUGAUUAAUUCGAUUGGUUCGGUUUAAAAGAUAGCGUUUCAAAUCAAGUUACAUAAAUCCAAUCGUUUACAUCAUUGAAAUUUAAUUUUACACAGACGAUUUUGAAUCAGAUUAAUUUGAUUGAUACAAAAUUUUAACGAACACUGUUCCAUAUUACGUUAAAAUCGUACAUUAUUUGGAAAUCAGUUUAACAUCACAAAAUCUCAAUCUCAAAAGAUUAUCAGAUUACCUGACACUGAUGCAUAAAUACCAUGAAACAUCAACCAAGAUGUCACGUUGAUUGCUUGAUCAACAAGAUCUUGAAUCCCAUUAUACAUCUUGGUAUCUUUACUGGAUUAUAUUUGAACAUGUUCAUAAAAUGCUCUCCGAUCAAAUAGCAAAAAUUGUUACAGAAUUCAUUCGAAUUUCAUCGAAAAUUAAUCAGAACUCAGAAAUUCUAAGAAUAUUAAGAAUAUUAAAGAAAUUCUAAGAAUAUUAAUCGAAACAUAAAGAUUAUCAAUAGCAAAGUAAGAUUGUCGCGAAGCUGAAGGGGACGAUUUUUAGAAAUUCAUAGAGUGAUAAAUUCGAGCAGGGAGAGCACCUAACAAUCGAACACUGGUUCCGGCCAGCAACGCAAGAAGACCGGUUUCCCGUCCUCGUCCGCAGCCGCGUCCAGAUCAACUUCCGGAAUACCAGAGUAACUUGCAUACAAAGACAGGGUUCCGUGUUCGGUCUGUGGAGAGUAGGUACGCUUGUGUGUCGGUGGGAAUGCACGAUCGAAGCCACUUCGAGUUAGCUUUAAAUUCACUUUACAACUUGAUACCGUGAUUCGAAAGUUUAGAAUGAAAUUCAAU
This is a messenger RNA of Apis mellifera (honey bee), 5767 nucleotides long. RefSeq names its product dynein intermediate chain 3, ciliary. Gene Ontology annotation, biological process: outer dynein arm assembly; cilium movement. Gene Ontology annotation, cellular component: outer dynein arm. Gene Ontology annotation, molecular function: dynein light chain binding; dynein heavy chain binding. Lineage: Eukaryota; Metazoa; Arthropoda; Insecta; Hymenoptera; Apidae. The transcript is spliced from 12 exons. Bases 1190 to 3952 code for a protein of 920 amino acids. The record is from RefSeq and is a predicted model, not a curated record.